CAUUUUCCCCUCACGUUUGCCGCUCUUUUUCCUUCAAGCUUCCCGCCAUUUUCCCCUCAUGGAUCCCGCUCUUUUUCCCCUCAGGUUUCCCGCUCUUUUUCCCCUCACAUUUCCCGCCCUUUUCCCCUCAUGGUUCCCGCUCUUUUCCCUCAUGGUUUCUACCAUUGUCCCCUCAGGUUUUCCACCAUUUUCCCCUUAUGUUUUCCACCAUUUUCCCCUCAUGUUUUCCACCAUUUUCCCUCAGGUUUUCCACCAUUUUCCCCUCAUGUUUUCCACCAUUUCCCCCUCAUGGUUUCUGCCAUUUUCCCUCAGGUUUUCCACCAUUUUCCCUCAGGUUUUCCACCAUUUUCCCCUCAGGUUUCCCGCUCUUUUUCCCCUCACGUUUGCCGCUCUUUUUCCUUCAAGCUUCCUGCCAUUUUCCCCUCAGGUUUUCCACCAUUUUCCCCUCAUGGUUCCCGCUCUUUUCCCCUCAUGCUUUCUACCAUUGUCCCCUCAGGUUUUCCACCAUUUUCCCCUCAGGUUUUCCACCAUUUUCCCCUCAUGGAUCCCGCUCUUUUCCCCUCAGGUUUCCCGCUCUUUUACCCCUCACAUUUCCCGCCCUUUUCCCCUCAUGGUUCCCGCUCUUUUCCCCUCAUGUUUUCCACCAUUUUCCCCACAUGUUUUCCACCAUUUUCCCCUCAUGUUUUCCACCAUUUCCCCCUCAUGGUUUCUGCCAUUUUCCCUCAGGUUUUCCACCAUUUUCCCUCAGGUUUUCCACCAUUUUCCCCUCAGGUUUCCCGCUCUUUUUCCCCUCACGUUUGCCGCUCUUUUUCCUUCAAGCUUCCUGCCAUUUUCCCCUCAGGUUUUCCACCAUUUUCCCCUCAUGGUUCCCGCUCUUUUCCCCUCAUGCUUUCUACCAUUGUCCCCUCAGGUUUUCCACCAUUUUCCCCUCAGGUUUUCCACCAUUUUCCCCUCAUGGAUCCCGCUCUUUUCCCCUCAGGUUUCCCGCUCUUUUACCCCUCACAUUUCCCGCCCUUUUCCCCUCAUGGUUCCCGCUCUUUUCCCCUCAUGGUUUCCACCAUUUCCCCCUCAGGUUUUCCACCAUUUUCCCCUCAUGGAUCCCGCUCUUUUCCCCUCAUGGUUCCCACCAUUUUCCCGUCAGAUUUCCCGCUCUUUUCCCCUCAGGUUUUCCACCAUUUUCCCCUCAUGUUUUCCACCAUUUCCCCCUCAUGGUUUCUGCCAUUUUCCCUCAGGUUUUCCACCAUUUUCCCUCAGGUUUUCCACCAUUUUCCCCUCAGGUUUCCCGCUCUUUUUCCCCUCACGUUUGCCGCUCUUUUUCCUUCAAGCUUCCCGCCAUUUUCCCCUCAGGUUUUCCACCAUUUUCCCCUCAUGGUUCCCGCUCUUUUCCCCUCAUGCUUUCUACCAUUGUCCCCUCAGGUUUUCCGCCAUUUUCCCCUCAUGUUUUCCACCAUUUUCCCUCAUGUUUUCCACCAUUUACCCCUCAGGUUUCCCGCUCUUUUUCCCCUCACGUUUUCCGCUCUUUUUCCUUCAAGCUUCCUGCCAUUUUCCCCUCAUGUUUCCUGCUCUUUUCCCCUCAUGUUUUCCACCAUUUUCCCCUCAUGGAUCCCGCUCUUUUCCCCUCACAUUUCCCGCUCUUUUUCCCCUCACAUUUCCCGCCCUUUUCCCCUCAUGGUUCCCGCUCUUUUCCCCUCAUGUUUUCCACCAUUUUCCCUCAGGUUUUCCGCCAUUUUCCCCUCAUGGUUCCCGCUCUUUUUCCCCUCACUGUUUCCGCCAUUUUCCCCUCAUGGUUCCCGCUCUUUUCCCCUCAUGGUUCCCACCAUUUUCCCGUCAGAUUUCCCGCUCUUUUCCCCUCAUGUUUUCUACCAUUGUCCCCUCAGGUUUUCCACCCUUUUCCCUUCAUGGUUCCCGCUCUUUUCCCCUCAUGUUUUCCACCAUUUUCCCUCAGGUUUUCCACCAUUUUCCCCUCAGGUUUCCCGCUCUUUUCCCCCUCACAUUUGCUGCUCUUUUUCCUUCAAGCUUCCCGCCAUUUUCCCCUCAUGGUUCCUGCUCUUUUUCCCCUCACUGUUUCCGCCAUUUUCCCCUCAUGGUUUCUGCCAUUUUCCCUCAGGUUUUCCACCAUUUUCCCCUCAUGUUUCCUGCCCUUUUCCCCUCACAUUUCUCGCUCUUUUUCCCCUCAUGGUUCCUGCCAUUUUCCCCUCAGCUAUUCUACCCUUUUCCCCUCAUAUUUCCCGCCAUUUCCUCCCCUUUUUCCCUCCCAAAAUCCAUCCUGGAACCCCCAAACCCUUACUGGGAACACUGGGAGCCCCUGGUUUCUCCCCUUGUUGUAUUUAUUAAAGCUUUUUU
This is a messenger RNA of Cinclus cinclus, 2343 nucleotides long. Its product is annotated as melanoma-associated antigen C1-like. The coding region runs from base 130 to 2334 and encodes 734 amino acids. The transcript has 2 exons. The record is from RefSeq and is a predicted model, not a curated record. Lineage: Eukaryota; Metazoa; Chordata; Aves; Passeriformes; Cinclidae.